CAACGCAAAGGAAGAAAAAGGAGAGAGUAAUUGAAGAAGGGAAUGGGUUCAAAUAGACCCGAGGUACGAGGUUCACAGAGAUUACAAGCUUUGGUUGAUCAUUUUCGCUCUUCGAAUUCGAUACCCAACAAUUCCAAUUCCACGCACAACCAAAUCCAAUUCAGUUCAAAGAGAGCUGCAGUUCUGAUCUGUGUCUUCGAAGGCGCCGAUGGGAAUCUGCGAGUGAUUCUCACCCAGCGAGCUUCUUCUCUCUCAACCCACUCCGGUGAGGUUGCUUUGCCUGGUGGUAAGAGGGAUGAAGGCGAUGCUGACGAUAUAGAAACGGCGUUGAGGGAGGCUAAGGAGGAGAUUGGUUUGGACCCUUCUCUUGUUUCUGUUAUUACUCUUCUUGAACCCUUCCGCACUAAGUACAGCGUUACAGUAAUACCCGUGGUUGGAAUCCUGUCCAACAAGGAUGCAUUUUCACCAGUUUUAAAUUCAGCUGAAGUUGAAGCAAUAUUUGAUGUUCCAUUGGAGAUGUUCCUCAAGAAUGAUAAUAGGAGAACUGAGGAAAAAGAAUGGAUGGGAGAAAAGCAUCUUGUACAUUAUUUUGAUUAUGAGUUUGAGAAUAAGAUGUAUGUGAUAUGGGCUUUAACUGCUGCAAUCUUAAUUAGGGCAGCUACCCUUUUACUUCAGCGGCCGCCAGCGUUUCUAGAGAGGAGGCCUAAGAUAUGGGGAGGAAUUACUGAAAGUGACAUGAUAAUACUACGGAAUAGUUCCAAAUAGUC
This is a messenger RNA of Gastrolobium bilobum, 767 nucleotides long. RefSeq names its product nudix hydrolase 15, mitochondrial-like. Lineage: Eukaryota; Viridiplantae; Streptophyta; Magnoliopsida; Fabales; Fabaceae. The record is from RefSeq and is a predicted model, not a curated record. Bases 43 to 765 code for a protein of 240 amino acids. The transcript is spliced from 4 exons. Gene Ontology annotation, molecular function: acetyl-CoA hydrolase activity; coenzyme A diphosphatase activity. Gene Ontology annotation, biological process: coenzyme A catabolic process.